AUGGCCUCUAAAGCCAAUAGAGUCAUCGCUCCCUCAACAGACAUCCAAUCAUUCACCGAGUACUUGAAAGGCUGCCGGCGAAUCCUCGCUCUUCUAGGAGCGGGCAUUUCCGCGGCUUCGGGGCUCCCCACGUUUCGUGGUGCUGGAGGACUGUGGCGCCAAUAUGAUGCGACUUCUCUAGCAACUCCAGAGGCUUUUGAAGACCACCCGGGGUUGGUCUGGCAGUUCUACAGCUAUCGGAGGCAUAUGGCCUUGCAGGCACAGCCGAACAAAGCCCAUUACGCGCUAGCGGAGCUGGCUCGAAGGAACAAGGAUUUUAUCACUCUAUCUCAGAAUGUCGAUGGCCUCUCGCAACGAGCGCAGCACCCCUCGGAGCAGUUGAAUCUGCUUCACGGGUCUCUAUUCAACAUCAAAUGCACCUCAUUUUACUGCAACUACACUCGCGAAAAUGAUUUCACAGACCCAAUCGUCCCUGCCUUGGAUAUCCCCAUGCAAUCUUCAUCACCGACUCCAUCAGAAACAGACAAGACGGGCGAAGAAGCAUCCAAGUCACUCCACGAGGCUCUAGAAGAGACCGUCAAGGCAAAGGAAGUCGACAUCUCCGACGCAAGUAAUCCGAUUCCCAAGUUGGCUCCAGCAGACCUGCCUCAGUGCCCCAAGUGCAAGGGCCUGUUACGGCCAGGCGUCGUCUGGUUUGGCGAGGCUCUUCCCACCGAUACUAUCAAGAACGUUGACAGUUGGAUCGAAUCUGCUCCCGUCGACCUCAUAUUGGUGAUCGGCACGAGCUCGAGCGUGUAUCCGGCGGCGUUGUAUGUUGAUGUGGCCCGCGAGCAUGGGGCGAAGGUCGUGGUUGUUAAUAUGGAGAAGGACAUGCCUAAUCGUGGGCGGGGGACGUGUGACUGGUUUUUCCAGGGUGAUGCAAGCGUUAUCGUACCGGAGAUUUUGAAGAGCGUUAUUGGAGAGGUUUGA
Messenger RNA from Penicillium cataractarum, 969 nucleotides. Its product is annotated as SIR2 family NAD-dependent protein deacylase. The record is from RefSeq and is a predicted model, not a curated record. The transcript has 2 exons. Lineage: Eukaryota; Fungi; Ascomycota; Eurotiomycetes; Eurotiales; Aspergillaceae. The coding region runs from base 1 to 969 and encodes 322 amino acids. Gene Ontology annotation, molecular function: protein-malonyllysine demalonylase activity; NAD+ binding; protein-succinyllysine desuccinylase activity.